AUGAAAGCAGGAAACAAAACAGGAAUUUUAGUGUUCACCCUCUUUGGACUCUCUGAGGAUCCAGAACUGCAGCGCCUCAUCUUUGGACUGUUCCUCUUCAUGUACGUGGUUACAGUGCUUGGGAACUUGCUCAUCAUCCUAAUCAUCAGCUUUGACCCCCACCUCCACAUCCCCAUGUACUUCUUCCUUUCCAAUCUGUCUUUGGUUGACAUCUGUUUCAGCACCACUAUAGUCCCCAAUAUGCUGGUGAGCAUCCACACAGAGAACAAAGCCAUUUCCUACAUGAACUGCCUCACUCAGGUAUAUUUUUCCAUGUUUUUUCCUAUCCUGGACACCCUACUCCUGACCGUGAUGGCCUACGACCGGUAUGUGGCCAUCUGUCAGCCCCUGCACUACAUGAUCAUCAUGAACCCUCGUCUCUGUGGCUUGCUAGUUUUUAUUACUUGGUUCAUUGGUGUCAUGACAUCCCUCCUCCAUAUCUCUCUGAUGAUGCAUCUGAAUUUCUGUAGAGAUCUUGAAAUUCCACAUUUCUUCUGUGAGGUGACACAGAUCCUCAAGUUGGCCUGCUCUGAUACCUUCCUAAAUAACACAUUGUUAUAUUUUAUGACUGGUGUGCUGGGUGUGUUCCCUCUUUUGGGGAUCCUAUUCUCCUACUCAAGAAUUACUUCAGCCGUAAAGAAGAUGUCCUCAUCGCAGGGAAGGCAAAAAGCAUUUGCCACCUGUGGGUCUCAUCUCUCAGUCAUUUCUUUAUUUUAUGCAACAGGCAUUGGGGUCUACUUCACUUCUUCGAUGGUUCACUCUUCCCAGAAAGUCUCAGUGGCCUCAGUGAUGUACACCGUGGUCACCCCCAUGCUGAACCCCUUCAUCUAUAGCUUGAGGAACAAGGAUGUGAAGGGCGCCCUGGGAAGGCUUCUUAGCAGAGCAGUUUCUUGUCUGUGA
This is a messenger RNA of Pipistrellus nathusii (Nathusius's pipistrelle), 939 nucleotides long. NCBI's taxonomy places the organism in Eukaryota, Metazoa, Chordata, Mammalia, Chiroptera, Vespertilionidae. The record is from the annotation of a GenBank genome assembly.